This is a messenger RNA of Perca fluviatilis (European perch), 3286 nucleotides long. RefSeq names its product major facilitator superfamily domain containing 14Ba (gene slc71a2a). The transcript is spliced from 13 exons. Lineage: Eukaryota; Metazoa; Chordata; Actinopteri; Perciformes; Percidae. Gene Ontology annotation, biological process: transmembrane transport. The record is from RefSeq and is a predicted model, not a curated record. Gene Ontology annotation, cellular component: membrane. Gene Ontology annotation, molecular function: transmembrane transporter activity. Bases 288 to 1895 code for a protein of 535 amino acids.
CUUUACCAUGGACAUUACCAGGCGAGCUGCAGACUGUCGGUCUGAUCUGACGGGAGGCAUAUGGCGUUUUUAGUGAGUUAACGCUAUCUCAACACGGUUUAUAGUUUUAUUGUCAUCAUAUAGGCUAUUUAUUAUCAUACUAUUAUUAUUAUUAUCAUUAUUAUUAUUAUUAUUAUUGUAGCUCGGUUUAGCCCCGGGCUACCUAAGGAGGCACCCUGGAAGAACCCAGAGAACCGCGGAUAUCUACGCGGCAUGGAUGCUUCGUAACCAGCGGCAGGUGUGAAGAGAUGCCAGGGGAGCCACCUUCGGGACCUGGCCAGGUGGUGCUAGUCAAGAAGAUCAUCAUGAAGGAGGGAGAUGCGGUGGAGCUUGUCAGUGCUGGUUAUGCUGCGUGCCAUUGUACUCGGAAAUUGGGAACUUCCGACAAGGAAAGAUGCAAAGAAAUGGGUAUCGGCAGGCCCAAUGUGUAUCAUGCGGUGGUGGUGAUCUUCCUGGAGUUUUUCGCCUGGGGAUUACUUACAACGCCCAUGCUCACUGUUUUACAUGAAACAUUUCCCCAGCACACAUUCCUGAUGAACGGCCUAAUUCAGGGCGUGAAGGGUCUGCUGUCAUUUAUGUCCGCUCCUCUGAUUGGUGCCUUGUCGGACGUGUGGGGCAGGCGGACCUUCCUGUUGGUCACCGUCUUCUUCACCUGCGCUCCGAUCCCUCUGAUGAGGCUCAGCCCAUGGUGGUACUUCGCCAUGAUCUCCAUGUCUGGAGCAUUCUCUGUCACCUUCUCAGUCAUCUUCGCUUACGUUGCUGAUGUGACGGAUGAAAGAGAGAGGAGUACAGCCUACGGUCUGGUAUCGGCUACUUUUGCAGCCAGCCUGGUAACAAGUCCAGCCAUAGGAGCAUAUCUGUCAGCAUGGUACGGAGACAACCUGGUGGUUCUGGUGGCAACACUGAUUGCUCUGGCUGACAUCUGCUUCAUCCUACUGGCUGUGCCCGAGUCUCUGCCGGACAAGAUGAGGCUCAACACCUGGGGGGCGCCCAUAUCCUGGGAGCAGGCUGACCCCUUCACUUCUCUGCGGAAGGUGGGUCAGGACCCAGCAGUCUUACUGAUCUGCAUCACUGUGUUCCUGUCUUACCUGCCGGAGGCCGGACAGUACUCCAGCUUUUUCCUCUACCUGAGACAGGUGAUAAAUUUCUCCUCCACAACCAUCGCUGUUUUUAUUGGAGUGGUGGGCAUUUUGUCCAUCAUAGCACAGACUCUCUUGCUCACACUGCUGAUGAGGACUCUGGGUAAUAAGAACACUGUCCUGUUGGGUUUGGGCUUCCAGAUCCUUCAGCUGGCCUGGUACGGCUUCGGAUCAGAGCCAUGGAUGAUGUGGGCAGCUGGUGCUGUAGCAGCGAUGUCCUCCAUUACCUUCCCAGCUGUCUCUGCUCUGGUGUCACAGUCUGCUGAUCCUGAUAAACAAGGUGUGGUCCAGGGGAUGAUCACAGGAAUCAGAGGUCUGUGUAAUGGUCUGGGUCCAGCUCUGUACGGAUUCAUCUUCUUCCUCUUCAACGUCGAGCUCAACACCAUGGACCCUAUCCAGGGAGAAUUCAACAUCGACCCCCUGCCUCUGCAGAGUCCCACUGAGCGCGGCCUCAUCCCUGGCCCGCCCUUCCUGUUGGGGGCAUGCAGUGUGGUCGUCGCCUUCCUCGUCGCUCUCUUUAUCCCUGAGAAACCUUCCUGCUCCUCCUCUCCCUCCCAGCUGUCCCUCAGCGACAAGCCCCAUCUGGAUAGAAAGGAGACAAUGUCCUCGCUGGCUGGUGUCCACAUCAACACACCCCUCCCGGGCAGCGACGAGGAGACCCCUCCCACCGCCAGCAACGAGGACUUUGAGCCACUGUUGCAGGACAGUAUCGUUUGAUGGACAGGUGGACCAACCACAGAGGGUGGGGCUUACAUAAUGGUUUGAUUGAUUGGCAUUUUGUAACAAAGAUAAAGACUAUUUCUUUGCUGCAGGAAAGAACUAAGUGUAUUUUUUGUCAGAAGAUUGCGACAGCAACAAGCUCAAAUAGCAUUGUUUCCUUGUCUACCAGGAGCAGAAGCAGUAACAUAUUGUGAGUUACAAAUAUGAAUGUUUCUUUCACAAGGAUGCAGGAGCAAAGACCUGGAAUAAGAUGUCAUCGUGAUUUGACAGAAGAGACCAAGAUGAUUAUUUGACUGCCAGAAUGACGGUGGGGCCAACAGGCACAACACCGUUUGAAGGGAAACCAUCGUUUGAUUGACAAGAGGAGGGACUAACUGUGUUUUUUUAUGGAAUGGGUGUGUCCAGGUUUGGGAUGCGCCCACAUAAAAUCACCUGAAGGGAAAGGGUGAAGGGUAUUUUUGAAGUUUUUAAUGGAAGGAUUAUAGUUUAUCUUUAAGCUUGACAUUUUUGAUUGAUUUUGUGAUAAACAAGAUAAGGUGUUUUUACCUUCACCUGUAUUGUUUUGGAACUGUAUUUUGAUGCUGUUCUUUUUUCUUAUUGGUUAUUGUACAAAUGAAACUCAUCUGCAACAUAUUUACAGCAGGCAAAACAUCAGUGUUGAAAAAUGUGUAGAAGUUUUUCUUUUUUUGGCAGAGUUAAGUGAUCUUUUUAUUUCUUUUAAGUGUACAGUAUCUUACCUGCUAUGAGCUAUCGAUCGCUUACAAGGAAUGAAUGUGACAAGCUGAGUGAUGAGUCAGCCACCUGAAAUCCAUUAUGUCAAAAUAUGAUUCACUAUCAGUAGUUAUUUUCAAAGCCAAUAUAAAAAUAUAACAAUACCCCUCACUGGAUAGUUUCUACUCGUAAUUCACAAAUUAUUGUCCCCGUUUGUCAUUCUACCUCAGAUCAGCGUGUUUUUAAAUCACACUCAUCCUGCAUUCUCUCAACUUCUAUAACGUUUAUUUUAUUUUAUAUCAAAGUCACUUUAUGAAUGCUGCUGGCAGUGGGAAAACCUCAGAGCUGCAACUUUAGCUUUAGAGGUCCAAGCUUCAACAAUGUUGAAAUCAUAUUUUGUUAUGGUAACUACAACUUUAUAUUGCUCGUAUUGCUCUCAUUUAAAUUGUUUAAUUUCAGUUAAAAAUGGUUUGCCAGCCCAACCUGUCCAAUGUACAAAUGUUAAAUUUGCAAGUUAGAUGCUAGAAAAAACACAAUAGAUGUACAUUCUCAGAUUUAGUGCCAACAGUUGCCAUGUAUCCAUUCAUGUAUUUUUAUGCACAUUCUGAAGUAUUGCAUUAGAAAUGCUGUAUGUAAUUGACAAAAUUCAAUAAAACUUCCUCAUUUGUGCAAAAAUG